AUGCAGAAUCAAAGGCAAAGUGUAAAAACGCGUAUAGUUCGUGGCCGGAGGUCGUUAAGUGCAAGAAUAUUUGAAGUUCAAGGGGUAAAGUGUCACCGGAAAAAGUUGAGUGGGCAAAGUGUAAAAACGCAGAUAGUUCGGACAACAUUUGAUAGCCCUUUAAAAAUAUCGGUCAACCGCUUUGCCGCCACCUCCCAUAUUACGAAAACAACAGUAUAUUGCAUCGACGGCGGUCAGGCUGCCUUUUUGGCGAACGCCGUACCCCAAUGUCCGGCACCCAACAACAUGAAAAGUUCCGCCGCCAAACCGUUUCUGUACCCUACCCUUCCUCUCCGGCGACCGGCGGAGCUCAACGCGGCGGCGGCCAGCGACUACGCCGCCAGGCUCCACCUCUGUUUCUUACGUGGCCCUUCCGCCUACGUCCUGUCCGCUGGAAUCCACGCCCACAUGAUAGCCUCUGGAUUUUCACCCCGUGGUCACAUCCUCAACCGCCUGAUCGAUUUCUAUUGCAAAUCCUACAACCUUAGCUACGCAAAGAAGCUGUUCGAUGAAAUUCCCCAUCCAGAUGUUGUCUCGAGAACCACCCUGAUUGCUGCCUAUUCCACCUCUGGAAACCCUAAGUCCGCCGGAAAAAUAUUCGACUGCAUCCCGUUAAGAAUCCGAGACACAGUUUGCUACAAUGCCAUGAUCACUUGCUAUUCCCAUAACAGAGACGGCCUUGCGGCCAUUCAUCUCUUUAACAAAAUGAGGCAAGAAGGCUUCAAACCCGAUAAUUUCACCUACACGAGCCUGCUUGCAGCUUUGGCGCUAGUGGCCGAGAAAGAACACCAUUGCCAGCAGCUGCACUGUGUGGUCAUAAAGUCCGGUACAAGCUCAGUUACCUCUGUUGUGAACGCUUUGAUGUCUGCUUACGUCAAGUGCAUGCUAUCGCCGCUCGUGUCAUCUUCCUCGCUGAUGACAUCAGCGAGGAAGCUGUUCGACGAAAUGCCCGCAAGGGACGAAUUAUCCUGGACGACAAUAAUCACAGGCUAUGUGAAGAACGAGGAUGUUGAUUUGGCCCGUGAAGUUUUCGACAGGCUGGAUCAGAAACUGGUUGUAGUGUGGAACGCUAUGAUUUCCGGGUACGUGCACAAGAAAAUGGUGUCUCAAGUGUUUGACAUGUUUCGAAACAUGCAUUCGUUGGGUAUUCGCCAUGAUGAUUUCACUUACUCGAAUGUUCUGAGUGCCUGCGUGGACGCCGGGCUGUUUCUUCACGGCAAGCAGAUUCACGCACGAAUCCUACGCACAGAGCCAAAUCCCACGUCCGACUUUCUGGUGUCCGUAAAUAACUCUCUCAUCACUCUAUACUGGAAAAUGGGAAGCCUCGACCACGCCAAAAAAAUCUUCGACUCCAUUCGCAACAAGGACCUCAUCUCGUGGAACACGAUCCUAUCCGCCCACGUGAGCGCCGGCAAAAUUCGUGAGGCGAAAUUAUUUUUCGACAAAAUGCCCGACUCAAAAAACACGCUCUCGUGGACCGUCAUGAUAUCGGGAUUCGCGCAAAACGGUCUCGGCGAAGAAGCUCUCAAGCUUUUCAACGAAAUGAAGUCCCACGGGCUGAAGCCGUGCGAUUACGCGUUCGCCGGAGCCAUAACCUCUUGUGCAGCGCUCGCCUCCUUAGAGCAAGGCCGACAGCUGCACGGUCAGCUCAUCCGCCUCGGAUUCGAGUCGAGCCUCUCGGCCGGAAACGCUCUGAUAACGAUGUACGCGAGAUGCGGGACUCUGGAAUCUGCACAGCUCAUGUUCCUCACUAUGCCCUGCUUGGACCCAGUCUCUUGGAAUGCGAUGAUGUCAGCAUUGGGUCAGCACGGGCAGGGCGCCCGCGCGCUCGAGCUUUUCGACGAGAUGGUCGAGGAGAAAAUACUGCCUGAUCGAGUCACGUUCCUGACUGUCCUCUCGGCGUGCAGCCACGCGGGCCUAGUCGAGCAAGGGCGAAAGCACUUCGAGUCGAUGAGUAGAAUUUAUGAAAUUACCCCCGGUGAAGACCAUUACGCGCGGCUGAUAGAUCUUCUGUGCAGGGCGGGAAAAAUUAGUGAGGCCCGAGAAGUGAUAAUUAAAAUGCCAUUCGAGCCCGGCCCGCCAGUCUGGGAAGCCCUGCUCUCUGGCUGCAGGCUUCAUGGUGACGUGGAGCUCGGGGCUGAAGCGGCCGAGAGGCUGUUUGAGAUGGUCCCGAAGCACGAUGGAAGCUAUAUACUGCUGGCGAACAUGUUCUCGACAGCUGGCAGGUGGGAUGACGUGGCGAGGGUGCGGAAGAUGAUGAGGGACAGGGGAGUGAAGAAGGAGCCUGGCUGCAGCUGGCUCGAGGUCGAGAGCAAGGUGCACGUUUUCUUGGUGGACGACACGAAGCACCCGGAGGUGAAGACGGUGUACGUUUAUCUCAAGGAUUUGAUGACGAGGAUAAGGAAAUUGGGGUAUGUUCCGGAUACGAAGUUUGUUUUGCAUGAUAUGGAGUCGGAGCAGAAGGAGCAAGCGUUGUCGACUCACAGUGAGAAGCUUGCGGUUGUUUAUGGGCUUCUGAAGAUUCCGAGAGGGGUGCCGAUUAGGAUCUUCAAGAACCUGCGGAUAUGUGGGGACUGUCAUAAUGCGGUUAGUUUCAUGUCGAGGGCGGAGGGGAGGGAGAUUGUCGUGAGGGAUGGGAAGAGGUUUCAUCAUUUUAGGGAUGGGGAGUGCUCGUGUGGGAACUACUGGAUAAGAAGGAAUCUUGUGAUGACUCAGCAGCAAGGGGAAACGAACCGACCGGGGCAUUUUGGACCUUCUAGGUCCACCGACUUGGGCAUUUUGGGUACUUCAAGAAACACCUCCGGCGUUGAGUUUUUGCAGACCGUCAAUGCGCAACGGCCGUCGUGGCGCGACACUAUGCCCAACCCUCAACCUCUGUCGUUGUGGCAGUUCCUGCGACUAUACUGGCAAUGCGGCCCUAUCGCGGAGCAACACCCUGGGCUGCUCCCAAACUCUGCCAUCGUGACAGUCUGCUCGCUGCGGGAAUCUUCUAUCUCGUCGCGGUGCGACACUCUGGCAUUUAUGCCACAUUUUGUUCUUUAA
Molecule: messenger RNA, 3081 nt
Organism: Striga asiatica
Lineage: Eukaryota; Viridiplantae; Streptophyta; Magnoliopsida; Lamiales; Orobanchaceae
Source: the annotation of a GenBank genome assembly